AUGGCGUCAAAAGAGGAAAAGCCGCAGUGUAAAUUUGGAGCUAAUUGUUAUAGAAAGAACCCACAACAUAUACAAAAUUACAGACACCCAAAGAGAAAACACGAUUCUGAGGAUGACCAACAAAAAGAAACAAAAAAAGUAACGAAGGAAGAAGUUUCACCCGAAAAGACACACAAAACUAUAACAGAUUUCUUUGGAGGAAAGAAGAAAGAAAAGACUAACAAUGGAACUGCUGAGAGAGAUUCUGACAAUGAACCAAAAGCAUCAAGUUCUAAUGAUAGUGAAGAAAGGAAGUCACAUGAUAAAAAAGAUGUAGAAGAAUCUGUGGAGAGUAAAGAAGAAUCUGUUGAGAGUGAUGAAGAAUCUGUGGAGAGUGAUGAAGAAUCUCUACCAUCACCAGAUGAUGUUGCAGAGAAUAUUAAAAGGAAAUUCCUUGUUGAAAUGCCUGAUGAUUUCUUUGAAUUCUGGGAAUUCUGCUGCCAUCUUGAUAAGAAGAAUCCUAGAGAUGCAUUACAUGAUGUAUUAGGGUACCAGUUAGUGGGACCAUUUGAUAUCCUGGCUGGACGACAUAAGGGUGUUAGGAAGAAUAAACAUGGCAGGAAACCUAAUUACCUUCUACAUUGGAGAUACUAUUAUGAUCCUCCUGAAUUUAUGACAGUUAUCAGGGGAGACAACAAAUCUCAAUUUCACCUUGGUUAUCUUAGGGACGACCCAUCAGAAAUGCCUGUUAUGGUUGCAGCUAACUCUGCAGCUGAAUCUUGUAAUAUAUUACCAAAGGGAGAUAACUUAUUUGCAGCAAUAAAAAAUUGUAUAGAUGAACAAAUAAAAGCUAAAAGUACUGAUGGCACAAAGAAGAAAAAGUUACAGAAUAUUCAGGAUGAGAUAAUAGAAUGGGCCAAGAAGAAGAAAUAUUCAUUAGACCUGAAGUCUAAGGGAAUGAAAGAGCGUGACAAGAAGGUUGUAUGUAAGACAUUCCAUGGUGCUGGUAUUGUGGUUCCUGUUGAUGACAAUGAAGUUGGUUAUCGCCCUGUCCCAGAAACAACAGGUGACUUGAAGAAAAUGAUGAAGAAAGUAGCAGAGAGUAAGACAGACAAAGAAAGAGAUGAAAACAUGGACCAGAUUCAGGAAUUAAUUACCUUAGUACAGUUUGCUAACGAUGAGUGUGAUUAUGGAGAAGGUUUAGAACUUGGCAUGGACUUAUUUUGCUAUGGUGAUAAAGUUUUCAGGUCAAUGAUGGAACAUUUACUACCUCUGGCAUAUCAACUACUCGGUCGUAUCGAGUAUGAACAGAUUAUAAAGGCACAUCUCAAAUCUCGACAAAAAGGGACAGACUUGAAUCAAUUAGACUGAUUAAUUCAUCAUUUGUCAAACAUAGCAUCUUCAUACAUCAUUCAUUUUAGAAUAAAAUACAUUCAUUGUAUCUUAAUUUAUAAUGUCUGUACUCUCCAAAAUGUGAGGAGAUAUAUAACUACAACAAAUCCAGUUUUCUAUCUCAUAUCAUUAUCAUAACCUCGACAUAAAAUGUUCAAAAGAUUUUCUGUUUGACAUUAAACAUCCAACCUUGGUGUUUUAAGUGUUGUCAACUAAUGAAGCCUGUAUGGAUUUUUCCCUACUGAAACUUUGUCCAUGUUAUAAAGGGCCCUGCAUCGAGGAUGCUGGUAACCUUUAGUUUGCACUUUGUCUGUCUGUAUGGCCACAAUUUUUGUAAAUGCAAAAAACUCCAAAAGUAUUAAUGAAAUUUUGCACAGUUGUUUUGAAAUAUAUUUAGAUGUGCAUAUUAUAUUUUGGUGUAAUUUGGCUUAUUGAUUUUAGAAAAAACUGUUUUUGUUAAAAAAUUACAAAUUUUGAGAAAUGUCUGUUAUAUAAGCAAAAAACUCUAAAAGUAUAUGUAGGAGGCCAAUGAAAUUUUGCACAGUUGUUGUGCAUAAUAUAUUUUGAUGCAAUUCGGCUGAUUAAUUUUGUUAAAAAAAACUGCUUUUGAUUAAAAAUCACAAAUUUUGAGAAAUGUGUUUUGUAAAUGCCAAAACUCAGAAAGUAUAUGUAGGAGGCCAAUGAAAUUUUGCACUAAUGUUGAUGUUCAUAAUAUGAUUUGAUUUUUUGAUUUUUGGUGUUUUAACGCCACUUUUAAGCACCGCUUUUGGGCUAUUUCGUGGCGGCCAGUUUUUAUUGGUGGAGGAAGCCGGAGUGCCCAGAGAAAACCACAGACCUUAGAUAGGAAAACUGACAAUCCUAGUCAAUUAAGAUUGGAGUCGAGUGCAGCCGCACGAGCGGGGUUAGAACUCACAACCUCAGUGUUGACUGGCUA
Molecule: messenger RNA, 2305 nt
Organism: Mytilus californianus (California mussel)
Lineage: Eukaryota; Metazoa; Mollusca; Bivalvia; Mytilida; Mytilidae
Product: histone PARylation factor 1-like
Exons: 7
Coding region: 1-1350 (449 amino acids)
Biological process (GO): regulation of protein ADP-ribosylation; DNA damage response
Cellular component (GO): nucleus
Molecular function (GO): histone binding; poly-ADP-D-ribose binding
Source: RefSeq, a predicted model, not a curated record